CAUCAGACAAAAUGAACUGAACAAAAUUUUUUUUUUUGAUUUUUCAUUCAAUUUCAAACGGAACAUGUACAGGCUUGAACAUUAAACAAAAAGAUGCAGAAAUAUUCACCAAAAUAAGAAAAACACCCACGGCAGAGCUUUUUGGGUAAGAUGGAUCCAGAUCUGAUGGGAGGGAUCCCACCCACGGGACCAGGCUCCCAUCGUCCCCUUCACCACCAUUCCCAGAAGGCUCCUCUGUUAAGAAAUUACCUAAAGUAGAAGCAAACACAGAGAAAUUAGCCUCCCUUUCAACCGCCGUCAGCACCAAGCUCAAACCAAAGAAAAACCCCUUCUAUUGCUCUCGAAGCUCAGCCGAAACUCCCCAACAAAACAGACCCAAAAUCAACCAACCAUAAAAUCAAUACCGACCUCUCCUCUCUAUCAAACUUCAAAAAACUAACCAACCCCCCUUUCAAUCUGAUUUUUCUCUAUAUAUAUACCCAAAUAAAAGAUAAAAAUAAUAAAAAAAAGCCUUGCUCUGUCAAUCAAUAAUGAUGAAGAUUUUCUGGCAUGUACUGUAGCGAGCAGAGGCAGGGGCAUGGCUCGGUGCAGAGGGCAUGAUUGCUGGCGCAGAGUGCAGGCGUGCAAGCAACGCGGGUUCGGCGCAGCAGGCGGCAAGGGGAUUUGGUGCAGAGGAAGGCUGGCGCAGUGCAGGGGCGAGAUUGAUGCAGAUUCGGUGCAGAGCAGGUGCAGGAGUGAUGAUUGCGUGGGAUCUGGGCGCAGGAGGCACGUCGGGCGUAGAGCAGGGAGCAAGGGCGCAGGCUGGUGCAGGGGCGAGGCUCGGACGUGCAGGGGACCUGGGUUCGGGCCGCAGGGCGCAGGGCGCAGGGCGUGAGCUGGUUCGGGAAAAAAACAAAUUUGAUGGGGAAGAAAACAAAUUUGAUGGGGAAAGAGAAGGUUCCAGACACCUUCUUUUUUUUUCUUUCUUUCUUUUUUUUGGGUUUGGGUUAAAUGGGUAUUGGGAUUUUGGGCUUGGGUAGUUGGUAGGCUUGGGUUUUGGAUUUUUGGGUAAUUUUUGGUUUUGGGAUUUUGGGAUUUUGGGCUUGGGUAGUUGGUAGGCUUUGGGUUUUGGGUAAUUGGGUUUGAGUUUGGUGGGUUUUGGAUUGGGUUUGAUGGGUUUUGGGUAGACUUUGCAUUUCACCCCUCCAACUUUCCAUUUCUUCAAUUGAGUCCUUUUUCUCAUCUUCUUUUCCAAUCUUCUUCGUAAAAUUUCCUUUUUGCCCUCCCCCUUUUUCUUUGAAUGAACCUAACAAGUAAAAUAAAGACAAAACAUAUUAGAUGAAAUAAAAAUAAAAAUAAAAAUAAAAGAAAAUUCUACUAAAAUUUGAGUUAUGACAGUCACUGCCCGUGGUUUCCCUGUUCUCGGUUUCGCUUCCUGAAAUGGUGGACAAGGAAAAAUUAUGAGAUAAACUCAAUAAGUAAAAUAUGGAGUGCCCUUAAUUAAACUUAUAGCAUGCCAACAAGUGUAAUAACGAAAAACGGAUACAAUACGGGAACAAAAUAAACGUCUCCUUUAUAGGUCACGGCCAGUGUUAUAAACCACCCACUAGCAGGGAUCAGUAAUUACCAGUGUAUUCGCGCAUUGGUAGGCGCACUAUUUGCUGGUGUAUAACUCCCACUAGCAGGGUCACUCGAACGAACCGAAUCUAUCAAUAACAUGUUGACAUGUGC
Messenger RNA from Rubroshorea leprosula, 1710 nucleotides. The record is from the annotation of a GenBank genome assembly. Lineage: Eukaryota; Viridiplantae; Streptophyta; Magnoliopsida; Malvales; Dipterocarpaceae.